UGGAAUAUUGGAGGUGUGUAACGCGGUUGUUGUUUAUAGACAGUAAAUGAGAAAAGUUUCCAAACUUGUUUUUUCUUCACAAAUCCAAUUGUUCCCUAUUCAUCAUCAAUCAACACCAAUCUCUUCCUUAUAUAUAAUCACACCGUGCUCUCUUCCAGUUCCACACUUUCUUCUCUAGCAAAAUCAUCACAAACACCAUUGCUAGUUGUGUUGUUUGCUACUAAACCAAACCUUCACUUCUGUUUCCCUCUGCUUUGGCCCCAACACAACACAAGCAUGAGUGAGUUAUCAUUUAAUCUCAUCUCUGCCUAUUUCCUCACCAUUUUUUCUCACCCUCAAUACUUUUCUUACUUCAUCUUCUUCUCCCAUUACCUCCUCUCUUUUCUCUCCCCCUUGUUCAUCACAUUCACCACAGCCCUUCUCCUUGUUGCUACUGAAAAGUGUAGUACUAGUAGUUCUGACUCCGACUUGCACAAGGAAAUCGGACUUGUUGGUGAAUCAAUCUGUGAAGUUUUUGAGCCAGAGUCGGCGGAAGAAGAUUGUUCAGAAGAAAGGGAAGAUUUUUUCCCAGUGGAAGAGCCAAACUUUAACUUUGAUGAAAACCCAGUUGUUGAGAAUGCAGAUAUAGAGGAAGCUGCUGCGGAAGUUCAAAUGGAAGACAAAGAAGCCAAUGCACUAGAUGCUGCUGCAGAAGUUCAAAUGGAAGACAAAGAAGCCGAGAAACUAGAUGCUGCUGAAUCCAAUAAAGUUGAAGAAAAAUGGCCCUUGAGAAGUGGUUACAAAGGGAUGGGUAAUAGGGACAUUUAUGCUAAUAAAGCGAGUAGAGAAGAUGCUUUAGGUGCACAAGUGCAGGUUGGGAGUGGAAAAGGUAUAGGGAAUAAUCAAGCACUUUGUUGUAAUCUUGGAAGUUUUGGUUCACGGAGGGCGGAAAAUGAGUGGAGGAGGACCUUGUCCUGCAAACGGCACAAUGCAGAUGAUGAAAGUGAAGGAGCAUUGGAUAUGCUUUGGAAUCACAAUGGAAGUGAAGGAAUGAAAAUGCUCUGGGAUAUAUUCAACAACAAAGAAGAGGAAGAAGAGAACAAUGGAAGUGAAGACGGAAUGGAUAUGCUUUGGGAAACAUUUUACGAGGAGGAAAGAAACACAAAGAAGGGUAGUAACAAACAAGGUAAAUCGUGCUGCUUGCCAGUUUGGAAAUUCUCUACACGGAAGAUGAAAUUCUCUAUAGGGAAGAAGAUGAAUUUAGGAAUUGGAAGUCCUAACCUUCUCAAAUUUUCCAAGGCCUUGAAAGGCAUUAGUUUUUCUCCUUCUGCAUUUAGGAAUGACAAGAUGAAUUUAGGAAUGGGAAGUCCCAACCUUUUCAAAUUCUCCAAGUCCUUGAAAGGCAUUAGUUUUUCUCCUUGUGUAUUUAGGAAUGAGAAGAUGAAUUUAGGAAUGGGAAGUCCCAACCUUCUCAAAUUCUCCAAGUCCUUGAAAGGCAUUAGUUUUACUCUUGAGCAUUUCCUUCAAGAUGAGAUGUAA
Molecule: messenger RNA, 1518 nt
Organism: Lotus japonicus
Lineage: Eukaryota; Viridiplantae; Streptophyta; Magnoliopsida; Fabales; Fabaceae
Exons: 1
Coding region: 277-1518 (413 amino acids)
Source: RefSeq, a predicted model, not a curated record